AUAUUUGUGCCAAACGCUUAGUACAUAGCGCUAAGUGUUGUGCUGAGCGCCAAGACCUGCACACACACACAUUCAAGGCACACGCCAUGAGCCACCAGUUUCAAGUGAGCUAUACCGCCCUUGAGAUGACCGAUGAUAAUCAUCAUGCUUCCUCUAUGCCGUCGGUGGUGUCCUCAUCAUCGCCACGUACGGCGCGUAAUGUCAACUUUCACGGCGAAAUUAAUGAUACACCACCCACACCGCCACCCGGAUUUCCACCACAACAAUUGCCACCAGCACGCCGCACUUCGAAAUCCUUCUUUCAGCGACCACGUUCGAUGUCCGCUUGGAGUGAUAUUAGCCGGAGUAGUAUGCGUUUGGAUGAACGGUAA
Messenger RNA from Rhagoletis pomonella (apple maggot), 371 nucleotides. RefSeq lists its product as uncharacterized. The record is from RefSeq and is a predicted model, not a curated record. The transcript has a single exon. Lineage: Eukaryota; Metazoa; Arthropoda; Insecta; Diptera; Tephritidae. The coding region runs from base 87 to 371 and encodes 94 amino acids.